AUGUCAAAUGCAAGCAAUAAUUCGACUGUACAUACAACCGGAACUGUACUAUCAUACGCUGGAACAAGUGUAAAUGAAAUUCCUUUAAUUGGAAGAUUCUGGAUGUAUCUCCUAUCAAAUUGUGCAUCAUUUAUUUGUUCUAUUUUUGUUCUCUAUCAUUUACUUUUUAAUAAGAAUCUUCGAUGGGGACUUAAUAACCAUGCUUUCAUAGUUGGUCUUAUUAUUAAUCUUUUUGUGCUCGUAUUAGAUGUUCCACUGUAUUUGUAUUAUCUAUAUCAUGGAAUUGUUUGGAUACAAGUGCCAUUGAUUUGUCAACUUUGGAGAUAUAUUGAUGCAGCAUCAUAUACAGUAUUACCUAAAUUAGUUGCAUGGGCUUCAUUUGAACGGCAUAUUCUGAUUUUUAAUGAACGACGACUUUUACGAUUAAAAAAUCGUAUUUUAUUUCAUUAUAUACCUAUAGGUGUUUGGCGUUAUAUUAUUGGUAUACCGAGCUUUGGUUCUCAAUAUUAUGUAUACGGAAGCUUUUUUUCCUUUUAUGUUAAUUUUCUCUUUCCUUUUGGAUGUGUUGGUACAAUACCUCAACUUAAAACAAAAAUCAAAAAGAUAUUAUUAUGUUGGAAAAUAAAAUCAUCUGCUGUUGCUCCACGUAUAGUGAAAAAACAACAAUCGCCAGCUUGUCAAAAACCUAUUACAGCAAAUACUGCUUUAUAA
Messenger RNA from Adineta steineri, 711 nucleotides. The record is from the annotation of a GenBank genome assembly. Lineage: Eukaryota; Metazoa; Rotifera; Eurotatoria; Adinetida; Adinetidae.